UUAUCUUAAGUGAAAAGUAGUGAAAGUUCCAGUGAUGUGAAGUCAAAUAAUGGGGUAUACAGUAAACUGAGUCAACAUCAAUAAAAAAGAAAGUAAAAGUAAAACUAUGAUAAGAAAGGUGAAAGUAGCAAGAACAGUAUAAAUGAGCUCUGUCUGCCCCCACUGCAGUCAGACAGUCCAGAGCCACACAGGAGAAGGUAAUGACUUUCAGAAUAACUUUGACAUUAUUCUUUGAAUUUCAAUGAAGUUACAUUUUCUUUCUAGUCUUUCUAUUCCUUUUUAUACAUUUGUAAUUUUUUUCCAUAACAAUGUAAUUGAUUAUUGUUAUUCAGUUACAAUUGGUGGUGCUACCUAAAAAUGUUUCAUUUUUCAACAGCAACAGAGGUGUGCAAAAUACAAGAAACACAAGAACAAGGCAAAAUAUAAGAAUAGGAAUAUGAGAAUUAUAAGAAUAAAUAUAUGCGCAUUACUGAAUAUGUAUACCAAAUAUUCUGUCGUAUUCGGGUCAAAUAUGACCAAUUUACAAAUUAAAAAAUUCAUAAAUAUUGUGUUUUACAUCUAAUUGCCUCAAGGCCUUAUGACAUGCUCCACACUAUGCACUUGAACAUAUAACAGUGAUGAGCACCUCUGUCGUAUUUGUAAUUUUUUCACAACAGUGUAAUUUAUUAUUGUUAUUUAGUCAUAUUUGGUGGUGCUACCUAAAAUUGCUUCCUUUCUUUCUCUCUCAACCUUUUAUUUCUAUUUUCUAUUUUCCAGUGAAAUUUUAAAGACAAAAGAAAACAAUAUUAGACUUUCUUUGUAGCAAUGGGAGGACAAAAGUCUCGACCUGUAAACACUCCGACUUUAAGUGAAGAAUGGAGGAAAAUACAGUGGAAUGGCAAAACCAAUGAUCUCCCAAGCAUAAAUAAUUACCAGCCUCAUAACUCUGAGCUCCAGCACCUCAGAAUUCUUCUUCAUGGACCCGUUGGUGCCGGCAAGUCCAGCUUCAUCAACUCAGUUGAUGCUCUUUUACAAGGCAGAAUGGCCACAAAUGCUUUGGCAGAUGGAAUUUCUGGAAAGAGCUUCACUAAAAAAUAUGAAACUUUCAAAAUCCACAACAGAAGCCUAGGAACUUUUUAUCCUUUUGCCUUCACCGACAUCAUGGGCCUUGAGAAGGACACAGGAGUUAUGGUGGAAGACAUCAUACUGGCCAUGAAUGGGCACGUGAAGGAUGGUUACACGUUCAAUCCUCAAUCUUCAUUAUCCGAACACGAUCAUAAGUACAACAAGGAGCCCACUCUAAAUGACAAAGUUCAUGUUUUAGUGUCUGUGAUCGAUGCCAACAAAAUAAAACUUAUGAGUGAUGAUAUAAUAAAACAGAUGAGGACUGUCAGACUUGCAGCCAGUGACAUGGGAAUUCCCCAAAUGGCAAUUCUCACCAAAAUUGAUGAAGCCUGUCCAGAAGUCAAAAAAAAUAUACGAAAUGUGUAUAAGAGCACCUCGUUGAAGGAACAGAUGGAGAUAGUGAGUGUAAAAUCAGGUAUUCCACUGUACUGCAUCUUUCCUGUGAAGAACUAUCACUCUGAGAUCCAAACAGAUGAUGACAUCGACACACUGAUACUGGCUGCUCUGAAGCAGAUGAUCAACUUUGGAGAGGACUACGUCAACAAA
Molecule: messenger RNA, 1650 nt
Organism: Haplochromis burtoni (Burton's mouthbrooder)
Lineage: Eukaryota; Metazoa; Chordata; Actinopteri; Cichliformes; Cichlidae
Product: interferon-induced protein 44
Exons: 8
Source: RefSeq, a predicted model, not a curated record